GGACGUCGGCCAUCUUGUUUCGCGGCAAAAGUUAGGUUAUGUGUCACGUUGACAGUUCCCGCCGUUUAGUGACGUGCUAGAGUGAUUGAUUAGUUAUAGAUGGCCGCGAGCGGAGAAAGUUUAUUUUUAUAAUAAUAGCGAAGCCACAUGCGCAAACGCAAACACCACAUGUCAAUGGUCUUAAGAUUACUGAACUUUUAUAGGUAAAUGAACCCGAUAUGGCUGAAUUCAUUACACCUUACGAAGACGACGGCCUGUUCCAAGAAUCAGAUGGCGUCACCGACCUACACGCUUAUUACAUGUCGCAGUUCAACUUAGAAAUAGAAAACAAUAAGAGGAAGAACGAUAGCUUCAAAUAUGGGAAUGAAGAAAGCUUCAACUUUGAAGUCCUCGAUUGGAACAAUGGAACAACCCCUAACCCUGACUUUGAAAUAAUAAAUGAAGUAAUCGAUAAGAAUAUCAAAGAACAAAAUAUAAAAGAAGUGCUUUUAGACCUAGAUAGCAUUGAAUUUGACGAUAAUAGCUUUAAAAGCGAAUCUUACAGUGAAACAAGGACUGAAAAUAACUUUUAUGAAGGAAACAAUGACUACAUAGAUGACGAAUCAUUAAUUGACGAACUAUGUCGAGAAGAUGGUGAAAAUUCAAACUCCGGUUUUAAAGAAGAAUAUCUUGCAACUCCAGCAGAGCCUAACCAAUUGCCUUCUAUAGAAACAGCUUUUGCCAAACGUUAUUGCAAUUAUAAUGUAGAAGAAGUACCACAAAACCAGUAUUAUAGCCAAGCGAAUGAAACUAUUGUAAAUAGUAAUAAUAAUACAAAUGUGGUUAACAGUUUAGAACAAUACAGUUAUCCUAACAAUAUAUUGUACAACUUAGAUAGCGAUAAAACUUAUAUUUUACCAGAUACACCAACCAGUUGUACAGAAUUCAAUUUCGAAAGGCACGAAAGGAAAGUUUCAGUGUCAGAGUCGAUUGAAAGCGACGUGCAAAGUUCAACUUACUACGACGAAAACUCAGAAUUGUUAGAUGAAGAUGAACUGUUUGUUAACUUGGAUGAUUUUGGGCUGAACCUUGAAAAGGAGACUGAAGAAGUUAAUGUUGAAAAUAAGUACAAUUACGCAGCUGAAAGAAGAACAGUCAAGGAUAAAUCACAAGGAGAACGAGUGUGUUUAUGGGAGCAUUGCUACGAGAGGUACCCGAAUCAGAACACACUAGUAGAACACAUUGAAAGAGCACACGUUAACACAUACAAAGGUGACGAGUUCAGCUGCCUGUGGCGUGAGUGCGCGCGCGCACGGCGUCCAUUCAACGCGCGGUACAAACUGCUCAUUCACAUGCGCGUCCAUUCUGGACAUAAACCUAAUCGGUGUCAUCACCCAGGUUGCGGCAAAGCGUUCUCCAGGCUGGAGAACCUGAAGAUCCACGUGAGAUCGCACACGGGUGAGCGUCCGUACGCCUGCCCCGCGCCGCACUGUCGCAAGGCCUUCUCCAACUCUUCAGACCGGGCUAAGCAUCAGAGGACGCAUUUUAAUGCUCGACCCUACGCCUGCGGAGCAGCCGGCUGCGGCAAACGCUACACCGACCCCUCCUCCCUCCGAAAACACGUCAAGUCCCACCCCCACAUCCCCAGCGUACCCAGGACCUGCCUCCCACCAAGACCUAGAAGAAUUGAACAGGAGCAAAUGGUCCCAAGCUCACCAGCGAAGCUAGCAACCCUACGGUGCAUCAGAGAUAAACUGACAGUGCCAAGGAUACAAAGACUGUAGUAUAUAUGCCAUAAGAUUUAAAAAACAUCUUUGACAGAACAUUUUUCAAGGUAUUAGCCCUUUCACUUUUGAAAACAUUUGAAGUUCCACCCCCAUAUCACCAGCAUGCCUAGUAUCUGUCUACUACCACGGCCUAAUAAGGAUUGAACGGGAACAAAUGGUGCCGAGUUCACCAACGAAACUGGCAACGCUAAGGGGCAUCAGAGACAAACUAACUGUGCCUAGACUACAAAGGUUGUAGGAUCUAUCUUUGUCUCAAGUUAUGGCCAAGCUAC
Messenger RNA from Leguminivora glycinivorella, 2038 nucleotides. RefSeq names its product zinc-responsive transcriptional regulator ZAP1-like. Gene Ontology annotation, biological process: regulation of transcription by RNA polymerase II. The record is from RefSeq and is a predicted model, not a curated record. Bases 219 to 1763 code for a protein of 514 amino acids. The transcript is spliced from 6 exons. Gene Ontology annotation, molecular function: RNA polymerase II cis-regulatory region sequence-specific DNA binding; DNA-binding transcription factor activity, RNA polymerase II-specific. Lineage: Eukaryota; Metazoa; Arthropoda; Insecta; Lepidoptera; Tortricidae. Gene Ontology annotation, cellular component: nucleus.